Andrographis paniculata is the source of this 1045-nucleotide messenger RNA. RefSeq lists its product as uncharacterized. The record is from RefSeq and is a predicted model, not a curated record. Bases 175 to 639 code for a protein of 154 amino acids. The transcript is spliced from 2 exons. NCBI's taxonomy places the organism in Eukaryota, Viridiplantae, Streptophyta, Magnoliopsida, Lamiales, Acanthaceae.
AUCCGAGCACUGAGGAGCCUUCCCCUCCCCUCUGUAAUUACCAUUCUGCCCCUCCACUCCCCUAUCUUCAAUAUCCCCAUAAUUAAAUUAUAUUCAUACAUAUAUAUAUAUAUAUUAUGUAUUUAUAUGUAUAAUUUCUAUUUGGUUUCUGUAAUGUAAGAAUUUUAUUUUCUGAUGAUGGGAGAUUCAACUACCUGCGCUACGCCGCCUAAGCUUACGCUAUCUAAGCCGCCGCCGUGGAAGCCGAGGGAGCCGCUCCAUAUGCUGACGCCGCCGCUCCAUCCAUCGGCUUCGAUCCCAUUCCAGUGGGAGGAGGCGCCGGGGAAGCCGAGAGCCGCCGCGCCGCCGGACAAGGCGGCUAGGUGUCUGGACCUCCCUCCACGGCUGAUGCUCCACGACGAAGCCAAAAUUACCACUAUACCCUCCCCGACAGCUGUCCUCGACGGGCCGUACGUCGGCCGGAGCUUGUCCCUCGCCUGCACUCUCUCCUUCCGUAAAGGUCCUCCGGCCGACGGCGCCGACGAGGAGCCCGGCAGGGCUAGUUUCGACUUUUCGUAUAACGAUGAGAAGGUGAAGAUCACUAGAAUUGGGAGAAGAAAGAGCUUCUUCAGUUUGCCUUCCAUGAAUCCGAACCUGUGAGCAGGGCAUAUGUUCGAGCCUGAAAAGAGCAGUGGUUCCAUGGAAGAAGAAGCUGCGGAGGGGAUGACUGAGGGGUAGAAUUGGGAAUUCACAAUUCUCUGUCUGGAUCAGAACUUCUGACAUCAUUAACCAAUACUUUUACUUACUUGACUUUAAAUAAUAAUAUAAUACUAAAAAAAUGUGCAUGCUUUGUUUGUUUGCUAUAUAAAUUUGCCAUAGCUUUGUUUGUACCUCGCGCUUCUCGGUUUGCACCAAAUAUGAUGUAUAAUAUCCUUCUUGUUAUACAUAUAUAUAUAUAUGUUGCUUAAGUUAGUAGUCAUCACUUUGUGCAUGUAUUAUAUAUAAUGAAAUGAAAUAAAAUUGUGGAUAAUAAAUUUAUUUCUUUUAGAUGAUAAAUUAUAUUUUA